AAACAUCAUCAACGUUAAAUUUGUCGAGAUACAGAUGUAAAAAAAGAUAGUUCUUUGUAUUGAUUAUUUGUCUAACCACAUUGAUUAAAUUUUCGUCAACUCUAUAUAAAUAAAACAUCUUGAAUUUAAUUUGUUAUUAAUAAUUAACUGAUAAAUUGAUCUUAUAUGAAAUAAAAAAGUGAAUUUUGAGGUAAUAUAUUUAAUAAAAUGUCUUUGUUGUAUAGGUGAUUAUAUGGGACCUGGACCAAGAGCAGGAACUGGAAAACAUCGAUAUAUUUAUUUACUUUAUCAAUCAAUUGAAAAAGUUAAACAAGAGAAUAUAUUUCUCGAUAUUCCUCAACGUCGAAAAUUUCCGUUGGAAAAAUUCGUUUGUGAUAAUCAUCUUCAAUUGAUUGAUUUGACAUUCUUUACUCUUCAUGCUUAA
Rotaria sp. Silwood2 is the source of this 424-nucleotide messenger RNA. Lineage: Eukaryota; Metazoa; Rotifera; Eurotatoria; Philodinida; Philodinidae. The record is from the annotation of a GenBank genome assembly.